UUAGCCACUAUGGUCCCUCAUUUCAGCCACUAUGUGUAGCAACUAUUAGUGUUGUUUCACUUGUGGAACUAACAAAUUAAGACCAUGGCAGCUUCUUCUCCAAUGGCGAGCCAACUCAAGUCCACCUUCACUAGGCCUCUGGUCACACCUAAGGGUCUCUCUGGCUCUUCUCCACUUCACCUCUUACCUUCUAAAAGACAAUUUAGCUUCACUGUUAAGGCCAUCCAAUCUGAGAAGCCAACCUAUCAAGUGAUUCAGCCAAUCAAUGGUGACCCAUUCAUUGGAAGCCUUGAAACUCCAGUUACAUCAAGCCCCUUGAUAGCAUGGUACCUGUCCAACCUGCCAGCAUAUAGAACUGCAGUGAGCCCAUUAUUGAGGGGGAUUGAGGUGGGUUUGGCCCACGGGUUCCUGCUUGUGGGCCCAUUUGUGAAGGCCGGGCCUCUGAGGAACACACCUUAUGCUGGAGGUGCUGGCUCUCUGGCAGCUGGUGGGCUUGUGGUGAUUCUCAGCAUGUGCCUUACAAUCUAUGGGAUUUCAUCCUUCAAUGAAGGGGCACCAUCCACUGCACCAUCCCUUACUUUGACGGGCCGCAAGAAGGAGCCUGAUCAGCUUCAAACAGCUGAAGGUUGGGCCAAGUUCACUGGUGGGUUCUUCUUUGGAGGCAUUUCUGGUGUUACUUGGGCUUACUUCCUUCUUUAUGUGUUGGACCUUCCAUACUACUUCAAGUGAACAACUUUCUUUCUUUCUUUCUAUUACUCAUUCUCAAUGAAUGCUUAUGCUUAUGUGUGCUAUUGAGAUUGAUGUACAUUUUGUGUUUUAUGACUCUCACUUUGUUACAAUGUUAAAUCCUCUCUCAUGUUUGGAUCAUCUUUUAAUAGAAUUAGUGAAUUACAAAUUAAUA
Gastrolobium bilobum is the source of this 901-nucleotide messenger RNA. Its product is annotated as photosystem I reaction center subunit XI, chloroplastic. The record is from RefSeq and is a predicted model, not a curated record. Gene Ontology annotation, cellular component: chloroplast thylakoid membrane; photosystem I; photosystem I reaction center. The transcript is spliced from 2 exons. Lineage: Eukaryota; Viridiplantae; Streptophyta; Magnoliopsida; Fabales; Fabaceae. Bases 85 to 729 code for a protein of 214 amino acids. Gene Ontology annotation, biological process: photosynthesis.